AUGUCAGUUAAUUUCGAUUUUCCUAGAUCUUUUGUAUCAUCACACUUAAAGAAUGAAUAUGAUGAUGUAUUACGACGAAAUAAUACCUUUUCAAAUGAACUUGUUACUGAUCUUAUUGAUUUAAGUAGCCCAGGAAUAUAUCGUACUGAUAUGACAAUGUCUAAUAAUGAAUUAGUAACAUUUGAUUUGGAAACAAAAUUAAUAACUGAAAAACUGGAUCAUUGGUAUUUAGACAUGAAAAAAAAUUUAAUAAAUGAAUUCGAUAGAUUACGUUUACAAUUUCUUGAAGACGCUCAACAAAAUAUUUUACAUGAAAAAGAAAUUCAAGCAAAAGAAUAUAUUCGUUUGAAUGAAGAUAUAAAAAUUAUGCGUGAAAUGCUAAUACAUUAUGAACAUAUUGUUGAUCAAAAAGAUCAAACAGAAAAAAAUCUUCAUAAAGCAUUAGAUUUACUUUAUAAUAAAACUAUUGUUUAUCAUCAUUAUUAUGAAUGGCGUAUAAUUUAUAGUAAAAUAAUACAAGAGAAAUAUAUAUUAUUAUUAACUAAACGUUUUUAUGAAGAAAAAUUGAAAAGAAAAACAUUAACCACUUGGAAACAUCUAAUUGAACGAGAAUGGAAAAAACGUUUUGAAUUAGCAUGUCAAAAAAAAUCGAAAACUAUUCUUUAUGAAUUAAGUAAUCGAUAUGAAAUAAAAUAUAAACAAUUAGAAUUACAAAUAUUAAAUGCAAAUGAAGAAAUAGCUCGAUUAAAAAUUGAUAAAAAUUUACAUGAUGAACCUCUUAAAAAGGCUUUUAUGCGUGGUAUUUGUGCUUUAAAUAUGGAAGCUAUGUCUGUAUUAUUUAAAGAUGAACAUGAAUUAGACACAACAACUAAUGAAAAACAACAACGAGAAUAUUGCAAACAAAGGAAUAAUGACAAUACUAAUGAACAAUUACUUGAUCAAGAUGUAACAUUAACAGGCUCAUCAACAAUCAGUGAUGAAGAAAAUGAUUUAAAAUAUUCAUCUUAUCAUCAUACACGUCCAGCACAUGUUCAUAAAGAAUAUUUAUCAAAUACAAUCUAUUCUACUGGAGAAGGACAUUCUAUCCAUGUAUGUUAUCAUUAUACUUAG
Messenger RNA from Rotaria sp. Silwood2, 1110 nucleotides. NCBI's taxonomy places the organism in Eukaryota, Metazoa, Rotifera, Eurotatoria, Philodinida, Philodinidae. The record is from the annotation of a GenBank genome assembly.